Molecule: messenger RNA, 1534 nt
Organism: Camellia sinensis
Lineage: Eukaryota; Viridiplantae; Streptophyta; Magnoliopsida; Ericales; Theaceae
Product: phospholipase A(1) DAD1, chloroplastic-like
Biological process (GO): lipid metabolic process
Molecular function (GO): glycerophospholipase activity
Source: RefSeq, a predicted model, not a curated record
CGGUACUUUUUCUUUGUCUAUCUGAAUUUUGUGAUUAGUUUCUGAGUUCGAAAAUUUUCUCAGUUUUUUUUUUUUUUUAAUUGAGAAGAGGAAGAAAGAAAGCACAAUAAUUUUAAGGCAGUACAGCAAAUGAGGCUCUCUAUGAAAGUUGUACGGCCAUGCAGUGUCACACCACCCACAAAAAACAUGACAUCCACCCUCACAAAACCAGCUAGUUUGAGCUUGGGCAUAGACACCCAAGUUCCCAAGAAUUUAGAAAGGUUGUUUCACGAAUCGGACGGUAGUAACUCUGCUGCCCGAUUCGCACCAACAACGACUCCAGUCAAGCGACUGAACAAGCGGUGGAUGGAGUAUCAGGGGAUAAAAGACUGGGAAGGCUUGCUUGACCCGCUUGACGAAGAUUUACGUACCGAGAUCAUACGAUAUGGGCAUUUCGUCGAGGUGGCUUAUCGGGCAUUCGACUUCAAUCCAUCGUCCCCGUCAUAUGGCAGGUGUCAGUACCCGAAAAGCAAGUUGCUCGAGCGGUCGGGGUUUCCGGAGACCGGGUAUCGGCUGACAAAGAAUUUACGUGCCACGUCGGGUAUUCAGCUACCACGCUGGACAGAAAAGGCUCCAAGAUGGGUGGGGACUCAGUCCAGCUGGAUUGGCUACGUGGCAGUGUGUCAGGACAAGGAGGAGAUAGCGAGGCUGGGCCGCCGCGACGUGGUGAUCUCAUUCCGCGGCACCGCCACUUGCUUGGAGUGGUUAGAGAAUCUACGCGCCACCCUCACUCCACUCCCCAAUGCCGGCAGCACGGCCAUGGGUCACGGCGAAGAUUCCGGCGAACCACCCAUGGUGGAAAGUGGGUUUUUGAGCUUGUACACCUCUGGGACCGAGACAAUCCCUAGUUUACAACAAUUGGUGAGAGAAGAGAUCAAGAAAAUUCUCCAAUCCUACGGCGACGAGCCGCUCAGCUUCACGAUCACCGGCCACAGCCUCGGUGCCGCCCUAGCAACCCUCGCCGCCUACGAUAUCAAAACCACCUUCAACCACCACGCGCCGCUAGUCACCGUCAUUUCCUUCGGUGGACCCCGUGUCGGCAACCGUAGUUUCCGCCACUGCCUCGAAAACCAAGGCACAAAAGUUUUGCGGAUAGUAAAUUCCGAUGACCUAAUAACAAAAGUCCCCGGAUUCGUGAUCGAUGCGGCGGCGGUGCGAGAAAAUGACACGGCAACAAUCAGGCACCACAACGACGCAGCCCCAGGCUUUCUAACUAUACCGGGGUGGAUUCAGAAGCGGGUGGAGGAUACCCAAUGGGUAUAUGCCGAUGUGGGAAGUGAGCUCCGGCUGAGUAGCCGGGACUCACCCUACCUUGCCGGCAUCAAUGUGGCAACUUGCCACGAGCUGAAGACUUAUCUUCACCUAGUGAACGAGUUCGAGAGCUCCGCGUGUCCUUUCCGGGCCACCGCGAGGAAGAUGAUGAAGAAGACAAGGAGAUUUUUGUAGAAAAUUUUCAUAUAGAGAGAGAGAGAGAUUGUACGGAUGUUUGUACCUA